AUGUGUGCUCGCUCUGCGCAGGUCUCGGAGGCUCCCCCGGCACAGGACUGUCAGGGAUCAGCUGUGCUCGGGAGGGCAAAGCUGAGCCAGGCCAUGUCCCUGGGGCCCCCUGUCCCAGGCCAGGCACGGAGUGGGGGCCCAGGGGCAGCAGUUGCUUUGCUCUCCCUCCUCCUCCUCCUCCUCCUCCUCCUGCUGCUAGCUGCUCUGUGGAUCUUGCAAGCAUCUGGCUGGGACCCAGGGGCUGGUGCAGGUCCUGCUUCAGGCCCCGCUGCAGCCCAUGGAGGCGUUGGGGAUGUGGCCAGGAGGCGGCGCUAUGCCAUCAAACCGCUGGGCCACAAGUGGGACCACGUUAACGUGACCUAUCGGAUCGCGCGCUUCCCCAGCACACUGAACAGGGGCGACACGGAGAGAGCCAUCGCCGCCGCCUUCCGCAUGUGGAGCGACGUCUCACCCCUCCGCUUCCGGCGCCUGCCCCCCGCACAGCCGGCCGACAUCACCAUCGGCUUCUACACCUUCAACCACACGGACUGCUGGUCCUCGCCGCUGCACCGCUGCUUCGAUGGGCUGAACGGGGAGCUGGCCCACGCCCUCCUGCCACCCCGUGGGGAGAUCCACUUCGACAACCAUGAGUUCUGGAUCCUGGGCCGCUCGCACUUCAGCUGGAAGCAAGGGGUCUGGAUGAACGACCUAGUCCAGGUGGCUGCUCACGAGAUUGGCCAUGCCCUGGGCCUGUGGCAUUCCCGAGACGUCCGUGCCCUCAUGCACCCAAAUGCCACCUACAGCCGGACGAGGCACAUCAGCCAGGACGACGUCCGGGCUGUGCAGCGACUGUACGGCUGCGUGGAUGAGAUGCAGCAGUGCGAGGCCUGGGCCCGCCUGCGGUUCUGCGCGCGCCGGACAGCCUUCAUGAAGAAGCACUGCCCCAAGAUCUGCAACUCCUGCUUCGAGGCCCCCGCUGCCGCCCCCACUCCCCCGGCCCGGCCUCCCCACGCCAGGUACCUCUCCAAAGGCAGAGUCAUCACCUUCCACUGUGGGCUGAACUCCUCCAGGCCGCACCUGCACGUCAGGUGGUACAAAGAUGGGGAGCUCCUUUCCCGCUCCGUGCCCGGCUUGGAGCUGCUGCCGCGCCAGGGGCUGCGCAUUCUUGCCACUGAGCUCAGCGAGGGGCGGUACACGUGCCUGGUCCACCGCACCGGCAAGAUCCUCCGUGCAAACUCCUGGCACAUCAAGCUCAAGGCCAGCACCCCUUCUCCAACCCGGCCCCAUGGGGACGUGCAAGGGAGCGCACAAGCCCAGUCCACAGAGCAAUGAGACGUGUGCAAUCCUAGCUGUGUGCCCCCCAGGCUCCUAGCAGGGGUCUCCCACUGCAAAGGGGCCUGUCCCACCUCCUCUUGCACUUGCACCAGGGCUGUCUGAAUGGCAGCGGACCCCAACCCCCUCAGGACUCCUCCUCCCCCGGGCCCUUCCCUGGUGCCAGCAGGAGUCAUGGUGCUUGCUAUUUCUGGCCCUGGGGCAGCAAUUUCCUGCCUGUCUGCAGGGAGAGGGUGGGAUGCUCCUCUCUCUUCACUCACAUGCACUAUCCAGGGGUCCCUUCUGCAGCAAGAAGCAGCGAGCUCUUUUGUGUCCCCUCUUCCCCUGCCCCUCAGCCCUCUGCUUCCACCCUAGAUCUUCCCUGCCGCAGCCCUGGCAAACCGGGCACUGAAUUAAAACCCAGAUGCAA
Alligator sinensis (Chinese alligator) is the source of this 1720-nucleotide messenger RNA. RefSeq names its product matrix metalloproteinase-23-like. The transcript is spliced from 8 exons. Gene Ontology annotation, biological process: proteolysis; extracellular matrix organization; collagen catabolic process. Bases 1 to 1311 code for a protein of 436 amino acids. Lineage: Eukaryota; Metazoa; Chordata; Crocodylia; Alligatoridae. Gene Ontology annotation, molecular function: metalloendopeptidase activity; zinc ion binding. Gene Ontology annotation, cellular component: extracellular matrix. The record is from RefSeq and is a predicted model, not a curated record.